Xylaria bambusicola is the source of this 1065-nucleotide messenger RNA. RefSeq lists its product as uncharacterized. Gene Ontology annotation, molecular function: oxidoreductase activity. Bases 111 to 986 code for a protein of 291 amino acids. Lineage: Eukaryota; Fungi; Ascomycota; Sordariomycetes; Xylariales; Xylariaceae. The record is from RefSeq and is a predicted model, not a curated record. The transcript has a single exon.
GGUAUCUAUUCUGCGCUUCUAUGAAUACCAUGUCACAAUAGACAUACCACAAUAGGCAAGGACAGGAAUGGUCUAAGCAGCAGCCCCGAAUUCGGUAGAGAGAACCCAUCAUGGCCAACCCGGUCCAACAACCGCAAGGUAUUGCCCUUCGCCGCACAUUGUGUUUCUACAGUCCACCUCCAGAUGGCAGUGAUCCCGAAUACGUAGAAGGAGCUAGCCAAGAACCAGGCAGGAGGAACUACCCGCACAGAAAAGAGAAGGUCUUAAUCACGGACAUCAGGCGUCACGAGAAUAGCUUCACGUUAGAUGAGCACUCAUUCGCUGCACUUCCUGAAGUCUUCGACCAAGAAAUCAACUUCACAGCCCCCGAAGAGAUCACUGAGAAGUAUCUGCCAUGGGUACAGAAGCUCAUUCGCAAACACAUCCCGUACUGUGUAAACGUUGCCAUUUUCAACUGGCUAUUGCGAAAGGCCUCCGCCACGAAGACCUUCAGCCGUCAAGUCCACAAGAUACACAUCGAUCAGUCCCCCACGGGUGCUUUCCUGCGUGCUCGUCGACACUUGUCUGCGGACCACGUCACAGCUAUCGAGAACGGGCAGGCAUAUUUCCGAAUUAUCAACGUCUGGAAGCCUGUUUUCCGUACUGUGAGAGACCACCCGAUUACCUUCGCUGAGUCCCGAUCCCUUCGAGCUGCGGAUCUUGUCCCUGUCCGUCAGGUCUCUUCGGAUUAUGUCGGGGAGACAUAUGCUGUCAAGCACAGAGAGGGACAGAGAUUCCGGUAUUGGAGCGAUAUGAAACCGGAGGAUGUGGUCCUCAUUCAGUGCUUCGAUAGUCGGGAACAGAGUUGGGAGGACGGGGUUAAUGGUGGACUGAAAUAUGUCCAAUGUGCACAUGGGUCGUUUCAGCUUGCCGAGGAAGAGCAAGAUGAGACAUGUACUCGGGAGAGCAUUGAGGUGCGAUGCUUAGUUGUUGUGGCUACGAUGUAGUUCCUUGAAUGGGCUGCUACAUGUGAUAUUAAGAAUGAUGACAGUUCCACACGCGCAUGGGAAUGUGACGAGCUCCUAU